Molecule: messenger RNA, 1388 nt
Organism: Filobasidium floriforme
Lineage: Eukaryota; Fungi; Basidiomycota; Tremellomycetes; Filobasidiales; Filobasidiaceae
Product: RmlC-like cupin domain-containing protein
Exons: 4
Coding region: 436-1287 (283 amino acids)
Source: RefSeq, a predicted model, not a curated record
CUCGACAACCUCCCCUCACCAAAAUCUCGUGUCUUUUCUGACAAUAACACACUGCUUACGACUCUGGAUCAACAUCGAUCUUGCUCAUUCUUCUCAUACCCAGCCCGUCUCAUCUCCCCGUCGCCACCGCGAACGGCUAUAUAGAUCUAUAGACCCACUCUGGACGACCUCGGCCUCGAGAGUAGAACUUUCAAGAUUUCACCACAAACACCCACUACCCGUUCAGAGCCCCUUCAAGGACCAUCUUCAGACACAGCCCCAAUAGCUAGCUCCUCUCCGGCCUUCUUUACCUGGAAGACCGUCUUGCUCUUUAUCGUCGCACCCCUCAUCCUGACCGCCAUCUUUACUCGACCUAUUCCGUCCUCGCUCCGUCGAUUCGCACCCAACUUCCUUCAAUCAACCUCCGUCUCGACUUCGACGAUCGCCAAACCUACCAUGUCUGCCUCAAACAUCAAAUUCACUCCCCGUAAAUCGGAAGAACGAGGUGGCGCCAACCAUGGCUGGCUCAAGACCUUUCACACGUUUAGUUUUGCCAACUACCAGGACGAGGCGUUCGAGCAGUAUGGUCCCCUUAGGGUUAUCAAUGAAGACCGGGUGAUCCCGACUCAAGGAUUCGGGACGCACGCUCACCGAGAGUUUGAGAUCUUCUCCUACAUCCUCGACGGCCAACUCACCCACCGCGACUCUUUACACAAUACCGAGAUCCUCAAACGAGGCGACCUGCAGAUGACCUCGACGGGAACCGGAAUCCGACACAGCGAGUUUAAUGACAACCCGAAAGAAGGCGUGCAUUUCCUGCAGAUCUGGGCGAUGCCGCAUACGAGGGGCCUGAAGCCGAACUACUACACCAGGCAUGUUUCGGACGAGGAGAAGAGGGACAAGUUGGUCAGGAUCGUCGCGCCUGUUGGUGCCGAGGGGGUCAAGGAUGAGAGGGAGGCAGCGGGUCCCGCACCGGUCCACUCCUGGCUGUCCAUGUCGGCCUCGCUCCUCUCCCCCAAAGCCUCGGUCUCGCAUACGGUCUCUCGUCCGUUCAACCCUUCUGCAAAGACGCAGGCCAAGCGGGUGUACCUUCACCUGGUCCAAUCUUCGGGGUACAACACCCGGGCCAGUUACACACACGCUGACGCUGCCAAGGUCAAGGUCAGCGCCAAAGGAAAGGAUAUUGAGGGUGUAGUCCUGGGAGAGGGAGAUGGAAUGUUUAUUGAUGGAGGUGUUGAGGGGGAUGUGGUCGAGAUUGAAAGCGUUGGCGGGAGGGAGGCCGAGUUUGUCCUAUUCGAGAUGGACUGAGCGAGGGGCGCCGAUUCGGCACAAAUAAGAAGCUCUUGCGACCAUAGGCUUGUAACGUGGACUGCCCAUCGUACCGUACAGAUUUAAUAGAAUUGUGCAUC